Molecule: messenger RNA, 3518 nt
Organism: Venturia canescens
Lineage: Eukaryota; Metazoa; Arthropoda; Insecta; Hymenoptera; Ichneumonidae
Product: CYFIP-related Rac1 interactor B
Exons: 7
Coding region: 586-1575 (329 amino acids)
Biological process (GO): regulation of actin filament polymerization
Molecular function (GO): small GTPase binding
Source: RefSeq, a predicted model, not a curated record
GCCGUGUCGCCGUACACAACGAAAAGUUUUCCGACUCACGUUUGUCUCUCUCCUUUUCUCUCUCUCUUUCUCUCCUACAUUCACGUGUUCGUGUGCACGUUCCCGCGUUAGUAUCCCACUGGUUCUCAGUCGCGGCUGACAUUCGUGACAAGUAAUUUUUCAAAGUCGUGAAAAAUCUUUUGGGCGUUGAUCAAUUUGUGGGAAACAGAGUUCCAUUAUUCCAGAAUAUUUUGCCAACUAUUUUUGCUUGAGAGCGCAGUGCUUUUUUGCUGGACAACUUGAAAUAAAAUUUCGAAUUCAUUCGAGUGUAAAGAAAGAUUCAAAUUCUACAGAUAAACGACGCAACGUGAAUGAACGAAACAAGAUAAUUCUGUAUCUUUACAUGUGUUAAUAAAUCAUCAAUGAGUGUACUCGAACGAAGCUAGGAACAAUGAGAGUGAUGUGUUCAAAGGCCUAAAUGUUCCGGCUCUGCAACGUCGAGAAAGGGAUCGUUAUUGUAAUAUAACGAGGUACGAAUAUACACUUGUAUAUUCAUAUAUAGACUCGCAUAAAAAUAUUCGUCGAGGGUUAACAAAACGUGAGGAAAUGGGCAAACUCUUGAGUCUUUUGGCUCGUGACGAGUCAACUUGUUGUACUCCGCAGAAGUACGAUGUUUUUCUCGACUUCGAAAAUGCCCAGCCGUCUGAAAUCGAGAGAGAAACUUUCGAGGCAGUGCAACGAGUUUUGAAAAAUUCGGAGUCGAUACUCGAGGAAAUUCAAUGUUACAAGGGCGCGAAUAAGGAAAUACGUGAGGCUAUUUCAGCCCCGACCGAAGAGUGUCAACGCAAAGCUUAUUUGACUGUUGCACCAUUAGUUGCAAAGCUUAAAAAAUUUUACGAAUUCUCCCUCGAAUUAGAUCGCGUGGUUCCGAAAAUCCUUGGACAAUUGUGCUCAGGUAAUUUGUCGCCCACUCAACACCUCGAAACUCAACAGGCUCUGGUCAAACAGCUCGCCGAAAUACUCGAAUUCGUGUUGAAAUUCGAUGAGCAUAAAAUGAAGACGCCUGCGAUUCAAAAUGAUUUUAGUUAUUAUCGUCGUACUUUGACGCGAGCAACGUUAUCGAGACAGGACAAUCCGGAGUUAGAUCUCGUUGUUGGAAACGAACUCGCGAAUCGUAUGUCUCUUUUUUACGCCCACGCUACACCCAUGCUUCGGGUUCUCAGUCACGCAACUAUAACUUUCUUGAUGGACAACGAGGAUAUACCAAGGGAAAAUAUAACGGAAACUUUAGGAACGAUGGCAAAAGUUUGUCUGAGAAUGCUCGAGAAUCCAAAUCUUUUGGCACAAUUUCAAAGAGAAGAAACGCAAUUAUUCGUUCUGAGGGUAAUGGUUGGUCUUGUAAUACUUUACGAUCAUGUUCAUCCCCAAGGUGCCUUCGUGAAGGGAUCAAACGUCGAUGUCAAAGGUUGUGUGAAGUUGUUGAAAGAUCAGCCUCCCUGUAAAAGCGAAGGUCUUUUGAAUGCUCUGCGGUAUACGACGAAACAUUUGAACGAGGACAACACACCGAAGAACAUAAAAAAUUUACUCGCAGCAUGAUUGCCGAAACAGCGUGGAUGCUGCAUAAGAAGCUAAAGUGAAUUCGUUAAAAAAAUCACGAUGAUUCCGAGAACGACAAAAAGGCAAAGAAAUUGCAGGUGAAGAAUCACCAAAAAGGUCGCUCAAAUGAUUCUCGAUCGUCGUAACUAAUCGAUCCGUAAAACUGUAUGAAGAAUCGUUUGUUUUUCAAACUAACCUUACCCAAGAGCUACCGAUAACUGCCUCGUAAUUAUUUAUUAAUGAAAUGGCAAGUUUUAAACGACUGUGGGAUUCAGAGAGAGAGAGAGAGAGAGCGAGAGAGAGAGAGAAAGUGAGAAACGAAGAAAUCGAGUCAAACUCGAAAUUGGUGAUAGUACUUCCACGUAUUUAUAUGUAUAAAGAGCUAGAAAGGCAAAGUCAAAAAAAGUCGUGAUGGUGAGCACUGAAAAUAAAAUUAAUAUUGUGGUAAAUGAGACGUUCAGACGUUUUCGUGUAGGCAAGACUCAAUUGGGAUUGAAAUGUAAUUUCUCUAAACUAGAGCAUAUCAAAUAUUAUUGGGUGUAAUUUUACAGACUGCAGUCGGUAAUUUUAGUUACAAUAUUCCAGACAUUUUCCAUCCUCACAAGUUAAACGAAGCUUCCGAGUGAAUUUUCAUUCCCUCUUAUGUAUUUAUUGUUUCGUAAUAUUCGUUUUCCUUCUACAAAUUCAUACGAAACUUCCUCAUCCAUUCGAGUAGUCGUGGGAACAACUAAGUAGAGCAUUUUAAAAAGCUAAUAACGACCGAUGAAUUGGUGAUCAAUUUUAUUCAUAUUUAUUCCUUUCGCAAGCAGCUUCGAUCUCGUACUCCGUAUUAAAUUGUUCCAUUUGUUUAGCACAGUGGACCAUAGUCGCUAAUAAUUGAAAAUAAUUAUCGAAUAUUUGCUUUCGUGGAAGAAAUCUGUAGAGAUUGAAAUCAGUUCGAAUAUUGAUCUUAUUAAAAACCUCAAUUAAAUUUCUGCCCACAUGUGCUUCAAAAUCAUUUGCUCACCAAGCCGUUCGGUUGUGCCUGUGAGAAUUGAUCUUACUGAUAAUCCCUCACAUCUUUGAUAACACGAUUUAAAAGCAUGCAAUCAAUUACUACAAAUAUUAUUACUACUGUAUUGCACGAUGAAAAAACGAAAGGAAUUUUGGAAAAACUGACGAUUUAGAGAAGUAUUAUUGACGAAGAACCAAAGAUAUAUAUUGUACAUUACGUAGUACGACGAAGACGAAAUUCAUGGUUACAUACAUUAAUUAUUACGAUUAAUAUUAUAGAAAGAAAAAGAGGAAAAGGGGAAAAAUAAAGUUUGUGUUAUAUCGGUAUAUCAUGUAAAUUAGAGACCUACGGUAGUCAUAUUAAAAUGCAUACGAGGAUUGUUAACUUGUACGCAUGAUUUGAUUAAGGCGAAGCCAAGAACAUUGUGUGGUGAAUGGAAAAAGAAUAAAUGAAGUAUACCCGCGACCUAUCUGCCGUUAGAUCAAUCAAUCAUAGUUUGAGUUUUCUAAGACUGCAAUUUGUCGAAAUCGAUACUUUGAAUCUCAAUGGUCAAUGGACGUAGAAUUUUUUGAAUUGCGAAAUAUAAAUUCGAUUAUCUGACAUGUCGAAAUUUAAAGCCAGAAAAAACACCAAAAUGUAUUUCCUUUUUAUUAGCCUUGGUUAUCGCACAAAUUGUUUCAUACGAUGAAUUUGCUCUCUUUUAGUACAAACAAAAGAUGAUGAACGAAAAAAGAACUUUUAAACGACGCGCAAAUGGUAAAAAUAAAAUUCCCAACGAAUUGAAUAUUUAAUGGGGGAAUGUACUUUUUUCCUUGCUCCCUAUUAUCUGUAAUUUAUCGGAUACUAUAUUAUUAGAGCGAUGAUGAGUAAUAAUAUGAAUUAUUAUACCUUCCAUGAUGAAAGUGCAAAGUGUAUUUGUUUGAAAUAUACAUUGGUCAUUGGUACUGAA